Messenger RNA from Sturnus vulgaris (Common starling), 1805 nucleotides. RefSeq names its product N-acetylneuraminic acid phosphatase (gene NANP). Gene Ontology annotation, biological process: dephosphorylation; N-acetylneuraminate biosynthetic process. The record is from RefSeq and is a predicted model, not a curated record. NCBI's taxonomy places the organism in Eukaryota, Metazoa, Chordata, Aves, Passeriformes, Sturnidae. Gene Ontology annotation, molecular function: N-acylneuraminate-9-phosphatase activity.
AUGGGGCUGCACGGCGUCAAGGCGGUGUUCUUCGAUCUGGACAACACGCUGAUCGACACGGCGGCGGCCGGGCGGCGCGCCAUCGAGGAGGUGAUAAGCGCCCUGCAGUCCAAGCACCACUACGGGGAGGGAGAGGCCCGCGCCGUCUGCGACAAGGUCCAGGCCAAGCUCCUCAAGGAGUGCCACGAUCCCGCCAAGAUGUGCAUCACAGACCUGCGGAUUUCGCACUGGGAGGAGGCGAUCCAGGAGACCAUCGGGGGGGAGGCGAACCGCGACCUGGCGGCCGAGUGCUAUUACCUGUGGAAGACGACGCGGCUGCAGCACCUGACGCUGGCCGAGGACACGCGGGCCAUGCUCACCGAGCUGCGGAAAGGCCUCCGCCUGCUGCUGCUCACCAACGGCGACCGGCAGACGCAGAGGGAGAAGAUCGAGGCGUGUGCCUGCCAGCCCUACUUCGAUGCCAUCGUGGUGGGGGGAGAGCAGAAAGAGGAGAAGCCGGCGCCAUCCAUCUUUCGUUACUGUUGCGAUCUCCUGGGGGUGCAGCCCGCAGAGUGUGUGAUGGUCGGUGACUCUCUAGAUACAGAUAUUCAAGGAGGCCUGAAUGCUGGCUUGAAAGCAACGGUCUGGUUAAACAAAGCAAUGACCGCCCCAGUAGAUACCUUCCCCGUACCUCAUUAUAUUAUUUCUUCUGUACUGGAUCUUCCAGCAGUUUUACAGAAGAUGGAGCACAACAUGAAUGCUAAGUUAGAAACUGACCAUAUGGCUAGUAGUGAUGAAGCACAUUGAUGAUGGUUCCAGCAUACUGAGACAUGCUGAGCUGUUAGGUGACACAUGCUCUUUUUAAAAAUCUGACCCUAGGAGUUUGAACUCAUCUAUGGUCUGUUUUAAACAGCAGAGGGAUGAACAAGAGCACAGUUGUCAGUGAAAACAGGACAGAAACACAGAAUUAUAUUAAUUUAAAUUAUGCAAGUGCAGUUAAUUUAAAGCAACUGCCUCUGUCAGGAAAUUCUUUUGACAGACUGUGGCAGAAGUCUAUCUGUCUCUGACCUAAGUUACCAGUCUCUUGUUUUUAUAGUAGAAAAGAAAAUUUGAAUGUUCUGAGCUUUCAUAUGCUUUGCUGACUUGUAAGCUUAGCAGAAGCUUCAGUUCCGACCUUGUGUGCCGUGUGUAAGAGAAGGUGAGAAAGAGAGUGUGGUACAAUCUGGUAAAUCUUCACAAUUGAUCUGCAGUUUAUCUCAGGAACUGGAGUGAAUUUCAUUAUUUCUCAGACUAUUAGAAAUGCUCUACCUUUGAUUUUUUUUUACAAGUUCCAGAUUUUUUUUUCAGACUUUGCAGUGACUUUUCUUUUAUGGAACCUGUAUCUCUUGCCAAAAGUACUUAAAUGUACAUCAAAAAUUUGCUUUUUUAUCGGGGACCAUUUAUCAGAGGGACUUGAUGAAUAAGCUUUUACUUCAUAUUAUCUUGGUGCUUACGCAGAUAUGCAGUAUACUUGUAAUUCAGAUUAUGAUUUUUUUUUAAAUGGAUAAAACAGGGAUCUUUUCAAUGGUGUUACUGUACUGUCAGACUCUUCAGAACCUACUGUCAUUGUUCUGUCUGAUUUUAUCAGUGAAUUUUGAUGAGAUUUUUUGGAGAAACUGUUCUUGGUUUUGCUCAGGUGUAUGACUACUCUGAUUCAGCUGUAGGAUCAGUGGCUUUUUUGACUGUUUUAAUGGCACUGCUAUAUAAUCCCUCCUUACUCCAGUUUACACGUGUAAUUUAUGUGAUUUAUUCUGGAGAAAAUACAAGCUAGUUGUAAAUGGCUCUCA